UUAAAUGAGCUCAUUUCUUCCAUUUGAUUAAUUCGCUUCCUUGUUUCUAUUUCUAUCAAACAUCACAUGAAGCAGGAACUUCGAAGUGACCGUGCAGUUGCAGAAACACCGAUGAGAAUAUGGAUGAGACAUGCAGCUCAUGAGUUAAGAUGAUGUUCCAUCAGCGGCGUGCUGGCCUCUAGUGGCUUUGUGGUAAAUGACCACCAAGAGAUAUUCUUUGGGAACACAAGGAGCGCUCAGUUUGUGGGACUUUGGUGUCAAAAUGAUUCUCCGGGAGACAAUAUGGCCGACAUCUUUACCAUAAAGAAACACUUUGAAGGCUGUGUUUCAUUACUGAGCUUCUGGAUCAACAUAAUUAUUGUUAUUUUCACUUAAAUCUGAAAUAAUCUUAGUUUAUUAGUUAUUAUUAGUAGUAUUGAUCCACGGAGGAAGAGUGUGCAGCACACACCACUGUACACAGGUGAGGCUGAGGUGGACAGGGGGAGCGAGGAUCUCCCCUGGUCUCUCAACACACGACAGAACACCAAGACGUCCCAGCAGCGUCAUCCAAAACUCAGCGUGUGAUACAACCUGCACAUCGCAGGAGCAGCCUUCCCCUCACUCCAGGACAUGUACACCUCCAGGGUCACCAGGAGAGCCCACAACAUCAUCAGGGACAGCACACACCCCCGGCACAGACUCUUCACUCUCCUCCAUCAGGCCGGCGCUACAGGAGUCUGAACUCCAGGACCACGAGACUGACAAACAGUUUCUACCCGCAGGCCAUCAGGCUGGUGAACAUGCCCCCCCCCCGCCCCAACUGAUUGAACUGUGAACACAACUUGAACUAUGCAUGCUGCACUUUGUUGUUGUCGCCUUAUUUGUGCAAUAUUUAAAAUUUCACAGCACGAACACUUUAUAAAUAUCUUGAACCAAACAGAAGCACGAUGGGACGUCAGAGAGAGAAACCAGACAAAGGGGCGACCUGAUGUUAAUGUGGUUUAUAUAUGUGUUGCGUGUAUAUGCGUGUGUGUUCAGGGCUUAAGCAUUUGUGUAGAGCACAAUGUGCCUACAGGAAGCUUCACCACAGUCCACCUCUGCUGCUUCCUGCUCACUGGAGUCGUUAGUUCAGACGUCUACAUCAAGAUGAAGACCCUGUGUCUGAUUGUGCUUUUUCACGCGAGUCUGCAGCUGCAGUGUGAUAAAACGAGCAUCACGGCACAUAUUGGAGAUGAACUCAUUCUCACCUGCAAGUAUGACACAUACCUGUACAGUAAAAAGUACUGGUGCCGAGGAGACUCCAGAACAACCUGUGAGACUUUGGUAGAUUCAGAAAGUAAAACUAGCAAAACACACAGGACUCAGAUAAUAGAUGCAAGACGGAGAGGGCUGGUGGUGAGAGUCACAGACCUGCAGAUCGAGGACACUGGACUGUACUGGGUCGGGAUUGACAAGAUAUAUGCUGACAUCAUGACUUCAGUUAAAGUGGUCAUCACUGAAGUCCCAGUGUCUACGCCCAGGCUUCAGCCUCUGACUUCUCUGGUGGACCGGCCAACAUGUCGGGGGCAGCCAGUGACGGUGCGCUGCGAUUGUGCAAAGGGCACUGCCGUCCGUUACGCCUGGUACCAACACACACACCGCGGGGAUUUUCUGCUUCACCGGUCGGCACACUUCCACCUGCACUGCGGCACAGUGGGAACGGACAGCCAGUAUUACUGUAAUGCCAGUAAUGCUGUGAGCAGUCAGAGGAGCGAGAGUCUGUCUGUGCAGGUUCUCCGGCCUGCAGACAGAAGCUGCAUCUAUGUUGUUCACAUGCGAGGCCAACCCCUUUACGACUGCGCCGACAGACUGAGCACCACCACGGACAUUACUCCACCUCCCACUUCCUGCCAAGCUACGGAGAAAAUCCACUCUGACACAAGAAAGCUAACCAAUCAGACUGAUGAAGAUCUGCUUUCCACCAGAACGUGGACAGGAGUGCCGUUUUGGUACACAUUUCUGCGUUGGGGUUGUUUUGCGUCCUUAUUGAUAUUUCUGUGCGUGUUUCUCACAUGUGCAGAAGUGAGACACAAACGUGCCACGAGGAAGAGG
This is a messenger RNA of Cottoperca gobio, 2070 nucleotides long. RefSeq lists its product as uncharacterized. The annotation marks the transcript as partial. The record is from RefSeq and is a predicted model, not a curated record. Gene Ontology annotation, cellular component: plasma membrane. Lineage: Eukaryota; Metazoa; Chordata; Actinopteri; Perciformes; Bovichtidae. The transcript has 5 exons. Gene Ontology annotation, molecular function: transmembrane signaling receptor activity.